AACAGAUUGAAUUUUUUAACCAUGUAAGGCAGGAAGUUUGUCAUUGAUUCUGACUGUGAGUUAGGUGCAAUAGUUCACAAAAAAGCUUAGGCGAAACAACCUCUUCAGGUCGGAACCGGAUAUUCUUUCAUCAUGCCUUCCGUCGGAACUGUUGUUAACUACGUCGUGAUUGGUCUAUUCAUUGCAUACCUCAUCCACGUCUCCAUGGUGAUGUUUCAAUUGUUCAACCCUGAGGAAUGCAUACCAGCAGGCUCGGCGUCCAAAUGCAUAUCACCGUACAUAAGUACAAAACCAAAGCUCCAGCUGAGCAUCUACACAUCGGUAAAGAUAAAGAGUGAACUCCUAGAGAAAGAUCUGAAACUUGUCACGAAAUAUGACAAUUUCACCAUCGAGGAGACUUUUGUUAGGUCUGUGAAUGUAUCUCUACCAAAGAAAACCAGGAACAAUGGAACCUUGUUUGUGCAUGUCAUUGUCCAUCCACACGGAGAGUCGGCAUUGCAUAACCGUCUCGCCUCCUACCAGCGUGCACCGCUCACGAAAUAUGCCGUGCCUAGAUCCGAGGAGUUUAACCUGCUCAGUGAAGGCAACAAAGACAAUAUGUCAACAAGUGAAGUUCCAGUGACCCAUUGGAGACCCAAGUUGGUCUUCAGCGUCCUUCAAGAUUCUAUAUCCAUGACACGGAAUGCCGUGCCUCAGGAAAUCCUGCAGUACAUCAGAGUGACUCAGAAGGGUGAAUACUUACCCGUACUAUUCAUCAACAAUCUAGUUCACAAGAACAGGGAAUUACUUCAAAUUAAUGAUACUGUCAAGGAGAUGCCCCUCCGUCUGACGUACAGCCCAAUAUCCAUCGGAUGGUUGAGACUUUAUUCCACUCUGGAACUAUCCAUGAAGAUGCUUCGUGAUCUCGGAUUUGGGGAGAAGGAUACAGAGGAGGUUUUGUCGCUCUUCACUGAUUCUGGUCUCUACCUUCUAGCAUUGACGAUGGUGGUCUCAAUGUUUCAUUUAUUGUUUGAUUUCCUGGCAUUCAAGAAUGAUAUUUCCUACUGGAGAAAGAGGAACACCAUGGCUGGCCUCUCUACAAGAACAGUUGUGUGGCGUGGUGUGAGCCAGAUCAUCAUAUUCUUCUACCUCCUUGAUCAGGAGACUAGCUAUCUUGUCCUGAUCCCAGCUGGGAUUGGGAUGUUCAUUGAGAUGUGGAAAGUGAAGAAGGCCUUUAAGGUUCAGUUUACCUUCUCUGGAAUCAGACCGUGCGUCUCGUUUGGAAGUACGUCAGACACUGAGAAGGCUACAGAAGCAAUCGACUCACAGGCCAUGCAGUAUCUAUCCUACGUCCUGUAUCCGUUGUGUAUAGCGGGGGCUGGCUACUCAUUGCUAUAUGUGUCUCAUAAAAGUUGGUAUUCUUGGCUGAUUAAGAGUCUAGUAAAUGGCGUCUAUGCAUUCGGCUUUCUCUUCAUGCUACCACAGUUGUUUGUUAAUUACAAGUUAAAAUCUGUCGCUCAUUUACCAUGGAGAGCCUUCAUGUAUAAGGCCUUUAAUACUUUUAUAGAUGACAUCUUUGCCUUUAUUAUCACCAUGCCAACGGCUCAUAGGCUAGCAUGCUUCAGGGAUGAUAUUAUAUUUGUCUUGUAUCUCUAUCAACGAUGGUUGUAUCCUGUUGAUAAGAAACGAGUCAACGAGUAUGGCAUGUCAUUCGAGGAGAAAGAAAACGCUGUAACCAACGAGGAGAAGGAGAACGCUGUGGCCAAGGGCGAUGAGGUCAAGGAACAUGUGGACUAGAUUCCCAAAUUGUUUCACCUUGCGCCAAAUCCAUAAAAGCUAUAAAUUGGAUCAUAUUUUGUUACUUAUUAAAUUUGGUUACUAGGCAAGGUCAUACAUUUGGUAAUCACUCUGAAAAUUAAUGAUAAAAAAAACUUUUGGAAAGAAGCUACAGCAGCUUUCCAGCUUUCGAUAGUUUAAAGCAUUUUGAGAAACAUUUCACUCCAAAGUAAUGUUGUUUUCAAUGGUAUCUCAAAAACGUGACCACCAUUUGCACUUUUUAGCUUUUUUUGUAUAUACCUACAUUUAUAUAUAGGAUUAAAGCCAUUGGACACUUUCGGUUAACAGUAUUGUCCAAAGGCCCACACUUCUUGUAUCACAACUUAAC
Molecule: messenger RNA, 2143 nt
Organism: Asterias rubens (European starfish)
Lineage: Eukaryota; Metazoa; Echinodermata; Asteroidea; Forcipulatida; Asteriidae
Product: cleft lip and palate transmembrane protein 1-like protein
Exons: 15
Coding region: 133-1776 (547 amino acids)
Cellular component (GO): endomembrane system; membrane
Source: RefSeq, a predicted model, not a curated record